This is a messenger RNA of Ictalurus punctatus (channel catfish), 4245 nucleotides long. RefSeq names its product ATP-sensitive inward rectifier potassium channel 1. Gene Ontology annotation, biological process: regulation of monoatomic ion transmembrane transport; potassium ion import across plasma membrane. Bases 160 to 1281 code for a protein of 373 amino acids. Gene Ontology annotation, molecular function: ATP-activated inward rectifier potassium channel activity. The record is from RefSeq and is a predicted model, not a curated record. Gene Ontology annotation, cellular component: plasma membrane. NCBI's taxonomy places the organism in Eukaryota, Metazoa, Chordata, Actinopteri, Siluriformes, Ictaluridae. The transcript has 2 exons.
AAGAAGGCAAGUGACUUUUGUAUACAGGUAAACAUUACAUGUGAAAGUCAGACUUACUAGUCAAAUAGUGUCAUCCAAUAUAUUUUAAGAAGAGAGUGAGCAGGGGACAAGAGACAGAGACAUGGAUUAAGGUGAGGUUUAUCUCAAGGUACACUGAAAAUGGCAUGCCCCUUUCCACAGUUGCUCAGAGAAUACCUGGCUUAUCGCCGGAUACAGAGAAAUCGUGUGGUGACCAAGGAUGGCCACUGCAACAUUGCAUAUGGUAGUGUGAGACACAGCCAGUUUUUCAUCUACUUUCUAGACCUAUGGACCACCUUAAUGGACAUGCGCUGGCGUUAUGUUAUCUUCCUCUUUGGAGCCUCCUUUGUGUUUGGCUGGUUCUUCUUUGGACUAUUCUGGUAUUGGGCUGCUUUUGCUAAUGGUGACCUAUACUGGCAAAACCCAUCUGAUGACCAUCAGCCUUGUGUAGAGAAUGUUUUUGAUAUGACUGGUGCCUUCCUCCAGUCUAUAGAGACUCAGAUGUCCAUCGGUUAUGGUUAUCGACAAAUCACUCCAUUUUGUCCUAGUGUCCUCACCAUUUUCACAAUUGAGGCUGUAUUUGGGACGGUGAUAAUCUGCUUUUGGUGUGGGGUGAUUAUGACUAAAGUUGCCCGAGGGAAAAAAAGAGCCAAAACCAUCAGUUUUAGCCAGAUGGCUGUUAUCUCCUCCAAAAAGGACAAUCUCUGUUUGCAGAUCCGAGUGGCCAACAUGCGCAAAUCUUUGAUGAUUGGGAGUCAGAUCUAUGGCAAGCUUCUUAAAACAACUGUCACCCCUGAAGGUGAGACCAUUAUAAUGGACCAGAUCAGGAUAGACUUCACUGUAGAUGCUGGAAAAGACAACCUUUUCUUUGUCUGCCCAUUGACCCUGUACCACAUCAUUGACCAAUCCAGCCCGUUUUUUCAAAUGACAGUAGACACCCUUCACCAGCAGGAGUUUGAGCUUGUGGUGUUUCUCGAUGGCACUGCAGAGUCCACCAGCUUCUCCUGCCAGGUCCGAACUUCCUACCUUCCUAAGGAGAUCAUGUGGGGCUAUCAGUUCCUCCCUAUCAUCUCACGCAGCAAAGAGGGAAAGUAUCAUGUAGAUUUCUCCAACUUUGCCAAAGUGGCUCCUGUAGAUACAGCACCUUGUGCCAGUCAUUAUGCUAAAUCCCCUGACAGCUUCAGUCCUUACAAUACUCCCACUGACAGUGACAGGCUUCAGGAGAUGGAAGUUAAAGACCAGUCCAGUGCUACCAAUAUGUAAUUCAUAUAAGUGUUUUUAAGGGUGUAAAUAUUGCACUCAUAAGAUAUAGCCAAUUUAGCUAUCUUUAUGAAGGGUAAUAAUUUUUUUUACAUCAUAGAUCCAGGGUCCCAGGGUGGUAGGUGGAGUGAAUGCUUGAAAUUGCUAUGACAUCUGAAUGAAUGUGUAAAUGUGUGUGUGCAUGGUGUUGGUGUUCCAUCCAAGGUGUAUUCCCACUUCACAUCCUGUGUUCCCAGGAUUGGCUCUAGAUCCACUGUAACUCUGACCAGGACUGAAUUAAUGAAUGAAUUUUCUUUGAUAUCAUCACCUUAUGGUGUCUGGUAAAUUAUUGGCUACUAGAUGAUAUUGUGUUAGUGAGAAUUAAUAAUAAGGAUAAUGCAUCAUACUUCCCAUGAAUGUACACUAUGUGGCCAAAGUUUUGUGGACACCUCACCAUCACACCCAUAUGUGGGCCUUCACUAUACUUUUUCCACAGUGUUGUAAAUGCACAAUUGGGGUGACGGACAGACAGACAGUCGGAUGGGGAAUGGGGUGUUCAGCAAACACAUAUGGCUGUGAUGGUCAGGUGUCCACAUUUAGUGUACUUUUGUCUGUGUGACACAGAUACUCACCUUCCUGUCCCUUGGAAAAUGGAGAAUUUGUGACAAAUAAAAAUUGAAGUACAAUAGUUAAAAUAAUUCAAUAGCAUUUUUUCCCUCUAAAUACUCACAUUCUGCAAUAUUAUUCAAUCUUAUAAAACCACAGUGUAAAGCUUAAAGCUCGAGCACUGACUAGAAAUUAUAUAAACUAUGAAAAAAUUUUCUUUAGCAGAUGUAGUAAGACUUGGCUGCACUUAUGAAACUUUUGUUUGUAUAAUGUUUUAUAUUAACAUGUGUUAAAGAAGAGCUAAUAAAAUAAUUAACUAGAAGAAUAUCUGUGACUGCAUGCAUUCUAUAAAGUAUUUUAAAUUUUUUUAAAAAAAUAGAGUAGAUACAUACUUAAGGCUUUUUUUGUAUUAAAUAUAUGUGAAAAUCUCAUAAUUUAAAUGAAUUCUGUUUUGAGAGCUGUAAUAAAUUAUGUAUGACUUUGGUAUGCUAGUUUUUGCACACUGUCUGUAGUUUGUGUGCAAUCCUGCUUGAAUACUGGAUACCUUGUCUAUAUACUAGAUAUUAGGGUUAUUUUUAUUUUCUGCUCAGCCAGAAGAGGGCAGAAAAAGUAAAGCAAUGGAAGUCUUGGAGAAAUUGUGAGCCAUUUCAUCCUUACACAUUGCGCAAAAUAAAACCUGAGUUUAAUGACUAAAUGCACAACCUGUUCACGUAAAAUAAAAUUAAAAAAUAUAUAUAUAUAUAUAAUAAAAUAAACAAUGGUGAUCAUUUUACUAGUAGCACAUUAGAACUCAUUCAAUGUUUUAAAUUCAAUAUAUGUAUAUAUGUGUAACGUGAUAUACAAGUGUAAUAUAUGAUAUUAUUUAAUCACCAUAGAUAAAGAUCAUGGCUGCAAAAUAAAGUGGAAAAUUCUGCAGAGAGAUGAAUGUCUGUAAGGUGUCUAUGAGGGGAGGAAGCUGGCUGUGCGUAAGAGAGGGUGGAGCACCAUGGAAUGCUUUUGUUUAAAAGUGAUGCUCUCUGACUCACAACAUGACACACAGAGGGACGCUAAGGCUUUCCAGUAAACUGGUCAAUGUGUUCAUGGUGGUCACGCAUAUAAACACACACACACACACACACAUGCACACAUACACACAAACAGACAUACAGAUACACAUGUACACGUGUACACACACAGCUCGCCUACAAGCAAAGGAGUGUUAUCUUCUGAUAACUUACAAACAGGAGAUAAUACUUUAUACUUAAUAUUAAAUUAAUUUAAUCUUCAUAAUAUUCCUAGUAUUUUAUAUGUAUAUAUUUUAAAAAAAAAUAAUGUGUAUCAUUUUCAUGAAGAUUUGUAAAGACAAUGGAGCACACAUUCUCGAGCCAAAUCCACUACAAACACUCACUAGUAAUAUGUGCAGAGCAAAAAGACAACCAAAAAUAUUUAGACACAUUUCAGUAGUUUAAAAUGUAAAAACAUUUAUUUUUCAUCACAUUUAUCUACAUAGCCCUUUUAUAAAAGGUAAUAAUACAUUGCAGGAACAACAAAAGUAAAAAAAAAAAAAGAAGAAAAAGAAAAGAAAAAGAAAAAAGAAUAAUUGCAAAUUAUAUAUAUAUAUAUAUUUUAUAUAAAUUCAUAUAUUUAAUAUUCAAAAUACAUUGCAUAUAUGAAAUAGCACAAUUCCUUCAUUAGAUAGUGAUAUUUUGAAAAGAGAAUUGGUUGGGUAUUUCUUUUUUUUUUCUUUUUCAUUUAUUUAAACUGUGUAUUGCUCUACUUCUACAUAUAAGAAAAUUCAAGCUUGGGAAUAUCAAACCUGUCUAAUUUAAGACCCUGCAAUCAUUUGUGAGGCACGUUUGAAUGUUGACUUUGGGAUCUGAAGCUUUAGCAACAAAAUAUUUUUAUUUUGGCACUUACAGUAUUACAGUUCUGGUCUAUAAAGCAAAAUGAUUUUCUACAAGGCAUUUGUGGUAUCAUUAAAAAAGAAGAAAAACAAACAAAAUCAAAUACUUUCACCUCAUUACGACAAGGCACAGAGCACAUUAUAAAACAAAACAAAAAAACAUUCAUAAAUUUAUUGCCCAAAUGUACAGAUACAAAACACUAGUGCUGUACAUACUACCUUCAACACCGGCUUAAAAAAGUUUGCAUUUGACCGAGGUCAACUCGUAUUCAUUCUCUUGAUCUUUUAAUACUGUCACAUAUGAAAAUAACUCUGCAUAAUUUAUACAGUAAGAUGCUUUUAAUGCCUAGUUGAUUGACCGUUGAUUAAAAAAUAAUAGCAAAUAGGUCUGACAAACGCACAGCGUUCGCGAAUCUGAGGAUCACACUGGUUUCAACCUUUUGUGUUGUUUUAAAUGUUAACUUGUUUAAUUCAUUUAUUUAUUUAUUUUUUUAAAGAGG